UUGAGGAAAUUCCAAGUUCUGACACUGACAUCAUAAACAAAUUUUGUUUUUCGUUUAUUAUGGCUGGUUGGAUCUUUAAAAGUGUUUGCUGUUUUCUAAUCGUAUCAUUAUUGAUUCUUGACAUUGUAGAAACGAGGCGCUCUCGUUAUGGGAGUGUUCGAACCCGCGUGAGAACCCGGAUCCGCCAGCGCGUCCGCUAUGGCAGCAGGAUAUCGUACCUUCGUCACGGCUCCAGUCCGUUUACACGUUCCACAUGGCAGGUGGCGUUUCUAGCCGGGUCGAUCUACGGAGGAUCAAGAUACAUGAGGAGUCCAUAUUAUCACCGUUACAGAGACAGAAUGCCCUACAUCUGCACUAACUACUACGAUACGGACCAGAACGGUACAAUGUACGGUUACUUUGUGUGUCCUCGCAAUGGGGAGCCGAUGGACUUUGACCGCUGUUGUGGUAGAAGUCGACGGGAGUACUGCUGUCGGUACUAUAAUAAUAACAGCACUGGACAGACGGUUGGAAUUGUUAUUGGCGUCUUGUUACUCGUUGUCAUCGUUGGAGUCACCGUCUAUUGCUGCGUUAAGAAGUCGGGGAAAGCGGGUCAUGUGUUUGGAAAGGUGCCAGGGAUAAGCAGCAACCGGCUGCACAAAGAACAGGCAGUUCCGCUGAAUCAGGAAGCUCCUGUGAUGAUGAUGACUACAGAACAGCCGGGACCUCCUGCAGGAGCCUAUGCACCCCCUUCAAACCAACAACCUGGGCCACCGGGAGCCUACAUGCCACCGGGAAACCAACCCCCUCCCCCUGGGAGUUACCCACAGCCAUCACCUGGAGAGUACCCCCCUCCGGCAUACACUGCCGGCUAUGACCCUAAUGCACCAGCACCGUAUCCACCAACUAAUGAAAAACCCCAGUUGCCUCCUGGAGAAGUCAACACUGGCGGCUACCCUUAUCCAAGUGACCCAGGGGUGAUGCCCUACCCUGCAGAUCCAAACAGACAGCCACCACCCCCUGAUGGUUAUGGAUAUGGUCCACCAACCGGGCAGCCAUAUCCAUCGCAGCCAUACCCUUCCCACCCGGCCCCGCCUUACCCGCAGUAAGGUGAAGAGAAAGUGCUGGCAGUCAGAGAAAGUGCUGGCAGUCAGAGGAGAAAGUGUACUUCAAGUGUUCUGUGCUGUUUUAGACAUUUUCACACGAGGGUAAUGUCCACCACUCACACGGAAAAAUUAAAAUUAUGGAAAAUGUGUAAAAUGUUUUUUACAUGUAUGUGGUAGCCACAUGACAAAAACCCAGCCUGGAGGCAACUUCACAAAACCUUGUGGACUGAAAAUAUGAAGCUUGUUUUUCUUAAGUGCACAUAUUUAAGCAUUGUAAAAAUAUAGUAAGACAAAAAUGUUUAGCAUUGUUAAACAUCCAAGGAUUCGCAACACAAGUUUCAGAGAUCAAUGCACAAUUUCAAAACAUCCAAGGAUUCGCAACACAAGUUUCAGAGAUCACUGCACAAUUUCAAAAGAUCUAACAGUAAUUGCUAAAAAAUCAAUUUUCAGUUUUUAGAAAUUUCUAGAAAUAUCACAAAAUGUUCCCUGAACAUGCUUAAAUAAGGCAAAACUUGUGACUUGUGAAACGAGAUAUGGGAUUUAAUUUAUACAUAAUUUGUUUCAAUACAAAAUGAAAUACAAGGGUCCAGAGAUGGAAAUUGCCUAACAUGUAACAAGAAUGGAGUGCAGAUUAUUCGUUACGUUUUACGUAGUACACCAAAAGUGGGUUCUAUUUAAAAACUUAACUUUGGCAGAUGAAUUCGGUAGUAGAUAUUAAUAACACGUAGUGUGUUAUAUACAACAGUGGACCAAAUAAUAUUUAGUUUGUUGCUUUUCGGUUGCAGGUGAUUACUUCAAAUACUGGUUGUCCUUAUGUGUACGACUAUUCAUUACUCCAGGAUACUUAAAGAAUUAGGGUUAGUGACUUUAAUGAAUAUAUAGCACUCUGAUUAUUAUGUCAUGUGUUCCCCCCACCACCACCACCACCACCCACUCCCCGGUGAUUGUUUGUAGACCAGCCCUUAACACUUGAUAAACGAUUGUGAAGAUGGUUGGCCAUGUAAUAUCUAGUCUUUGGUCUUUUAUAUAACACACAUACAUGAAUUUUUGAAUUUGUAUUAAAUUUAAAAAUUCUUACUCAAUUUUUAAAACAUUUUACAAUUCUUAUUAAAAUGUUUAAAAAUAUUUAAUUCAAAUUUUUAAAGUACAUUUUCAUUGGAUAAUUCUAAAACUUGGUACUAUGAUUCUUUGUGGUAGUCUCCACAAAGUAAUAGUAAGAUAUUUUGGAAGUUUUGAAUUUUUAUUGAAUUUUUAAACAUUUAAAUUAUAGAAUUUAACAUUGAUUUUUUUUUAAAGUCUUUUCAUCUCAUAGAAUUUAAGUUUGGUAGUUUUGAUUCUCAGUACAAUGAUUCUCAGGGGCAGUCUUCAAAAUCUCCCACCCCUGCAAUUAAGAAAAUGUCCAUGGCAAAACAGCGGGGUAUAAAAUUGAGCAUAGUUUACAGCAAAAAAGUGCUGCCGAGAAUUAAAAACCCUGCAGUGAUCUAUAUGUUACUCUUAUUGUAUGUCUAUAACUGGUGGGUCUGUUGCAGCUGUUUUGUUUUGUGCAUACCCAUAACUCUAUGACAAUAAGUAGCAAGUCAUGUUUUGCGAAUUAUGUUUGUAUGUUUUCCUUAAUGACACAACUAGAGCACAUUGAUUUAUUAAUAAUUGACAGUGUACUCUAAUGGUAUCGUUAAACAAAACAAUCUUCUUUCUGUCGGUCCAGCCGUCUUUUUUACAGUUUUCUGGACUUUUUAUUCCCAGUUCCUCAAGAUAUUCAACAAAAUGUUUGUGUUAUCUACGUAUAAUAUUAUCUUAUAGAGCUACUGAGCAAGUUUGGGUUUUUUAAAUUUGUCAAUGUUUGACAGGGUUAUGGCCCUUGAACUUAGGAGAUUUGUUGGACCCAGUGAGGGUCAUGUAUUGCUUUAGCAGUACUCUCAGAAUGCUUGUAAAUGAUGUUUCCUGUGAAUAAUAUAUACACACAUCUGUAUUCUUUUUUUGGCAGACAUGGUCAAAUAUAAUGCAUAUGUCGUAACACGAAAAGGUUAACAACUUACUCAAUGUACAAAACAUAAACACCAUCAGGGGUGGCAGUGCGUAACAAAUAGUGGUACAUCUCGAGGUUGCCAGACUCUCCUUUCAAAUUCACCUGUGAAGGAUAUUUUUACAGAUACAUCAAAUAUAACACACAUACACAAAAAGAAGUGGUACAGCCAUGCCGUACCUCUUUGAAAAGUGGUAUGGCCAUGGCAGUACUGGCCAUACCGUCUGCGCUGCCCCUGACCAUUAAUAUUGCCAAUGACUGUAAUGUUAGGCUUUGUAUUGAAAAUAGGGUCACUGUUACACAAAAUUAAAUUCAGGUAACCCAUUUCAUUUUUGCAUAACCUGUUACAUGUACAUCCAUGUAAAUGAUGUCCUAAAUUAGACAAAACAAAACAAAAGAAGAAGUUUAUGUAAUAUGAUGUGCAAUUUUAGAGGGCUGAAUAUAAAACAGGGCUCGAAAUGGCCUGUGGCCAGGUCACCAAAUGUGACCAAUGUUCCGUUUGGACAACUUAAAUAUUAAAACAUAAUGGCAUUAGUCGCCCAAAUAUUAUUAUUUGGGCGAUCUUCUUUAAAGCUAUAACAUAUGAGCCACUGUCAAUGUUUGUAUUGCAUAUAUUUAUUCCACAUUAAAAUCUUGCUCGUGGUUCAUGGUUCGCUUAUCAUAAUUUGCAAACAUCCAUUAUUAUAUUUUGGGCCACCAUAUUUUUUUUUGAGUUUCGAUCUGUGAAUAUAAAGUGUUCUGAACUGAAAUCAUUAUGUCACUGUAGUAUUCAAAUUGGGUAUAUAUAAUGUAUUAACAAUGUGUUGUUAUUUUGAUGCCAUGCCACACAGUUUAAAGGGACAUUCCUGACUUUGCUACAUUGUAAGAUGUUUCAAACUAAUAAAAUAUUUCUACAAUUA
Gigantopelta aegis is the source of this 4007-nucleotide messenger RNA. Its product is annotated as cleavage and polyadenylation specificity factor subunit 6-like. The transcript has 8 exons. Bases 60 to 1088 code for a protein of 342 amino acids. The record is from RefSeq and is a predicted model, not a curated record. Lineage: Eukaryota; Metazoa; Mollusca; Gastropoda; Neomphalida; Peltospiridae.